Messenger RNA from Penicillium malachiteum, 993 nucleotides. RefSeq names its product PP2C family serine/threonine-protein phosphatase. The coding region runs from base 1 to 993 and encodes 330 amino acids. Lineage: Eukaryota; Fungi; Ascomycota; Eurotiomycetes; Eurotiales; Aspergillaceae. Gene Ontology annotation, molecular function: cation binding; protein serine/threonine phosphatase activity. Gene Ontology annotation, biological process: protein dephosphorylation. The record is from RefSeq and is a predicted model, not a curated record. The transcript has 5 exons.
AUGGUUCUUGCACAUCGGGCAGUGCGGGAUCAGAUUCUUCGACACACAGCCAUGUCUUCGUCUGAUGCUGUAGUACUCUUCGACGUUGGGGCAGGUCAGUCAAAAGGAGGGAGGGAAUUCCAGGAAGAUCGAUGUGUGAUUGUUCUACCGGAACAGUUUCCUGCCAAGACGAACGAUAAGUUGGCAUUCCUUGCCGUAUACGAUGGCCAUGGAUCUGGAUUGGUAUCGGAGCACGCUAGUAAACAAUUGCAUCAUCUGCUCACUAAACGACCCGAGUUUCAAAAGGGAGACUACGCUACAGCUAUCAAAGCUGCCUUGGCCGAUGAGGAUGCUCUGUUGCUGGAAAGUUCCAAGGACUCGACUGAGGCUGCUAUCUCUGGGUCAACGGCUGCAGUUUGUUUGGUGAACCUCACUCAGGGUGAGUUGAUUGUCUCUAACCUAGGUGACUCGCAUGUUAUCCUGGCGGAGCGAGACCCCAAAACAGACCGUCCUUAUCAUAUUCGACGACUCACCGAAGCACACAAGCCCGAGGUACCCAGUGAACGACGACGGAUUGAAGAGGCCGGGGGCGAAGUUACUAUGCGCAGUGGUAUUGCUCGGUUAGAGGGCGUAGGCUCUCUGAAUAUGUCUCGCGCUCUCGGUGACCUGCAAUACAAGAACCCUGUCAAUGAAGUAAAGGAUUCAAGUUGCAUGCCCCGGAUCCGACGUCUUUCAUCGUCAUCGAGCGCGGUCCGUGGAGACUUCCUUUCAAACGACCCGUAUACAUCCCGACGGACAUUGCAACCAGAUCGACGCUACUUGUUGGUUAUUAUGUCGGACGGGGUCAGUGACCACACAAACGACGUGGCCCUGGUCCAACACGUGAUGAAAUUGGCGAUGCGGGGGAUGCGAGCGAGUGAGAUCGCACAAGAGGUGACGGCGAAUAGUACUCGAUCUGUUAAAAGUGAUAAUGCCUCGUGUAUUGUGGCGAUGUUGGAUGGACAGAGAGCAUGA